UGCUUUUGCUUCUCUAAGUGAUUAUCCAUCAAAACAAACCAUGCCUCAAGAGGUAGUUACUCAUUAUUCUCAGCUUUGAUUCCCAACCUCAGAAGGGAAGACAUAGUCUUCUCCCUAUUGUCUAUUUGUCUUUGCUUCUGGUUUUCCUUUCAACAUGGUCCAAAGAAAGGAACAAAACAAGCUUGCAAUCCAGGCAGAUCCUAAUGUUAAGUUCGAGAAGAGGUUCACAACUUCUCAGUUCCAAGAUGGCAAAAAUAGAGGAGGAGCUGAUUUGAAGAAGAAGAAAAAGAUGAAAAAGUCAAGAUCAACCAAGCUUUCAGAUAUUGAAAGGUUGAGAUCACCAUCACCAUCUUCAUCACUACCUUUGCAAAAGAGCAUGUCCCAGCCCGAAAAACCACUGCCUCUCAAUGUUCAAAGCAUAGCAGCUGCAGCGGCAGUCCCUCUGAAGCAGAGUCUGAUCAAAACAAGUGUUGGCUCAGCACCAAACUAUAUGAAGUCCACCAGCUGUUUUGAUGCAAGGAAGGAGCAGUCAAAGGUUAGUGUUCGAAAUUCUCGGGUUAGUUCAGAUAGUAAGAGUCAAAACCGAAGAAAUUUGAGCAUCUCUAUCAAUAUACCAGCUAGGACAUCUAGUCUGAAGCUGGUGAGAACUCGAAUAAAGUCCCCUAGUUUUAAGCCUGCAAGAGCUUCAGCCAAAAAAAACUCCAGGGUUGCUCUUUGUGAAGAUUUGAAUAUUCAGAAACCAACUUGUUCUUCAACACUGAAGGACUCCAAGUUCCCUAAUUAUCUGAUGAUCACUCCUGGAGGAACAGAAGCUGAGGGAACUUCAGUGAUGAAGGUUUGCCCCUAUACUUACUGCUCUCUCAAUGGACAUCACCAUCUACCAGUGACUCCACUAAAGUCUUUCUUGUCGGCAAGAAGACGGUCUUUGAAGAACCAGAAGAUGGUGAAAUUGCAAGCUUUAAGUCCUCGUAAAGUAAAGCCAUCUGAUAAGGGAGUCGAGGAAAAUGAUUUCAAGAAAAUGUUUUUUGAUGUCAAUGAGAAACCUGCUCAACAAGAAGUGGGGAUUGACUACUUUGUUGAAAUAUUUACUAAAAGCAAGGAAGAUAAUGAUCAACCAAUUGUGGCAAAUGUACCUGAAACAGAAGUCAUAGAUAGCUUUCCCAGGAAGGAGCAAAAAGAAGAUGUGGCAGAUGAAGAAUACCAACAUUCUUUGGAUCAGGAAGAACCUGCCAUGAGAAGCUGUUUGGGGGAGAGUGAAUCGGAUGGACUUUCGAGCAUCGAAGUGGAUUAUGCCAAUUCUGAAACAACUGACAUGGAGUGGGAGGAAGGGCAAUUAUCCCUUGCAGUGCUGGAUGAUGAUGAUGAAGAAUCUGGUUCAAAUACAGGGUUUUUAUCCAUUCAAGAUGCUGACAUGCAUGAAGAACCUGUGAUCAAGUCUGAUGCUAUUGUCAAUAACUGCAAUGACAUAAUCCAUGAUUGCUGUCAAGUCCUGCAAGAACUUUUCAAAGAGAUAAAUCCAUCUGCUGAAGUUCAACAAAAAAAUGAUGGCGGCACAAAGAAGAAUUCCGACAUUGAGGGUUCUGAGAGAAUGAGCUACGACCAAGUUUCUUACACUGAGGAUUCAUUUGAAGAAGACAAUGAGCUGUCAGAGACAGAAAUAGAGGUAUCUUCAUGUGUAAUAGAGGAUCCAAUUGAGGACCUAAGAGCAACUGGUGAGGAAAUUCAAGAGAAACCUGAAGUAGUGUGUGAAGCAAAAAAUCGUGAAAUGGAGUCCCAUCUUGGAGACGUUGUAAGCCACUGCACUGCUGCUUGUGAGAAGGAUGAAGCUUCAGCUAGUCAACCAAGGAAUGAAUGUCAAGAUGAUAGAACUAUGUCAACAAGCAACGAAAUUUCUAAUGCCUCUCAGGAUAUCACCACAACAUAUGAAGCCGAAACAGAUCAAAAUGAUCAAAUUGAAGAAGCACAGAAAGUUGAUUCAGCAAACAGUACUGUGGUUGUGCAUGAUGAAGAUGAUAAUAAGAGUAGUGAUAAUGCAGACACUGCUGAAGAUUGUAACUCAGGCCAAGAAACCACUUUUGUUGACAGUAAAGAUAACUUGGCUAAUGGGGAGUACAUGAAUAAUGCUGAAGUGGAGAAUCAUAGCACGGAUGAGGAUGACAGUGAAUUUAAGAAGGAAAAGAUCUCUAGUUCCACUGAAGGUGAGGAACAGAGUGAUCUGAAGCUGAAGCAAAUAGGCCUGGCAGAAAACAACAUCGGAGAGAUUGAUAGAACGGAAGUGGACAACAUUUCAGAGCCAAAUGCCGCAGAAACUUUCCUCAUGGCCACUAAUAGCACCAGUCCAGGGAUGAAGAGGAAGUAUUCCCAUCAAGAAAUCAAUUCUGAUGAAGAACUGCUAAACCGGAAAUGGAAAAUCAACUGCAAGAGAACUAUAAAGGAGGAGGAGGAGGAGCUAUGGAAAUACACUCAAAGAGAACCCAAUUACCUGCCAUUGGUUCCUGGUCCUGUAGCAGAGAAGGUUGACUUGAGGCAUCAGAUGUUGGAUGAAAAGAAAAAUGCAGAGGAAUGGAUGCUCGACUUUGCAAUCCAGCAAGCUGUAACCAAACUAGCUCCAGCUAGGAAGAAGAAGGUGGCAUUGCUUGUUGAAGCUUUUGAAAAAGUAAUGCCAGUGCCGAAAUACGAAACCCGACUGAAGCAUUCUUCAGCAGCCUUCAGUCAUGCAAGACCUAUGCAAGCUUGUAGCUGAUCGAAUCACUGAGGACGAACUGUCAGAGUGCUACAUCUUCAAUGAAUCAAUGAAGUAGGAGGUAUCUACAGGUCCAACACUUCAUGAAGUGAUGACAUUCUACAUUUGGGAUCAAAUCUGAGAUGUGGUUAUUGUAGUAGUAUUGCUUGCAUAAUAAU
Molecule: messenger RNA, 2901 nt
Organism: Argentina anserina (silverweed cinquefoil)
Lineage: Eukaryota; Viridiplantae; Streptophyta; Magnoliopsida; Rosales; Rosaceae
Product: calmodulin binding protein PICBP
Exons: 2
Coding region: 155-2743 (862 amino acids)
Molecular function (GO): calmodulin binding
Source: RefSeq, a predicted model, not a curated record